AUGAACGGAAACUUGAAGACUCCCACAUUGACUCAGAUCUCCCCAAAUGCUGUGGUCUCACCUGGAGAAGUCCUUCAGUUCAGAUGUUCCACACCCAGCCCAACAUGCAUCUCUGUAGACUUCAGUUUGUAUAAAACUGGAACAUCAAUAGAGAAGCAAACUGCAGAAUCUACAACAACAUUUAAUCUGACUGUAGAUGCCUCACAUCAGGGCCAGUACACCUGUGACUACUCAUACAGGGAAAGUAACUCCACAUCAUCCUGGAGCAACUCCAUCAGCAUCACUGUAGCCAGCGUUCUUACUGCUUCCCUGCUGGCUGAUGGCGCUAAUAUACGACUCGCUGGUGGUAAUCACUCCUGCGCUGGUAGAGUGGAAGUCUAUCAUAAUAACCAGUGGGGAACAGUGUGUGAUGAUAACUGGGACAUAAAUGAUGCGCAGGUGGUGUGUAGACAGCUUGGAUGUGGUAAUGCUGUCAGCGCUCAUCAAAGUGCCCACUUUGGUCAGGGAAGUGGUCCAAUAUGGCUGGAUAAUGUUCAGUGUUCUGGAAGUGAAAGCACCAUCACACAGUGUUCUCAUAAUGGAUUUGGUAUACACAACUGCGGCCAUGGUGAAGAUGCUGGUGUUACUUGCUCAGAGAGUAAUCAGGUCAGACUGGUGAAUGGUCAGAGUAACUGUUGUGGUCGAGUGGAGAUCCAGCACAAUGGCCGUUGGGGAACAGUGUGUGAUGAUGACUGGGACUUAAAGGAUGCAGAGGUGGUGUGCAGACAGCUUGGAUGUGGUAAAGCAGUCAGCGCUCCUCCUAAUGCCCGCUUUGGUCAGGGAAGUGAACCAACCUGGCUGGAUGAUGUUCAGUGUACUGGAACUGAGAGUGUAUUAGAUCAGUGCUCACACAGAGGAUUUGGAGUAGAGAACUGUGGAGAUGGAGAAGAUGCUGGAGUCGUGUGCUCAAACAUGCAGAGUCCUACAUUGACUCAGAUCUCCCCAAACUCUGUGGUCUCACCUGGAGAAGUCCUUCAGUUCAGAUGUUCCACACCCAGCCCAACAUGCAUCUCUGUAGACUUCAGAUUGUAUAAAACUGGAACAUCAAUAGAGAAGCAAACUGCAGAAUCUACAACAACAUUUAAUCUGACUGUAGAUGCCUCACAUCAGGGCCAGUACACCUGUGACUACUCAUACAGGGAAAGUAACUCCACAUCAUCCAAGAGCAACUCCAUUACCAUCACUGUAGAUGGCGCUAAUAUACGACUCGCUGGUGGUAAUCACUCCUGCGCUGGUAGAGUGGAAGUCUAUCAUAAUAACCAGUGGGGAACAGUGUGUGAUGAUAACUGGGACAUAAAUGAUGCGCAGGUGGUGUGUAGACAGCUUGGAUGUGGUAAUGCUGUCAGCGCUCAUCAAAGUGCCCACUUUGGUCAGGGAAGUGGUCCAAUAUGGCUGGAUGAUGUUCCGUGUUCUGGAAGUGAAAGCACCAUCACACAGUGCACUCAUAGAGGAUUUGGUAUACACGACUGCGGCCAUGGUGAAGAUGCUGGUGUUACUUGCUCAGUGUUGGGCCCGAAUCCACCUUUGUCGAGUUCAAGUCACGACCAAGUCCUUAACCAAUCGAGUCCAAAAGGGGUCGAGUUGGACUUAAGUCCAAGUCCUUAAUGGCAGAUCCAGAGUCGAGUCCGUCCGAGUCCAGAAAGUAAUUCAAUUGAAAAAAGAUUUGAAAUUGCAGUUGUAAACUCAACACUGAGCUGUUAAAUUAACAUUUUAACCUAAUGGGAUUAAAACUACCCCACAACUCUAGCAUUUUCACAUAAUCAUUUUACAGAUUCCAGAAACACAAGCAAGAGUCUUAAAGAAAAGAACGAGACAAGUGCAAAACCUUACUGUGAAAUCACAGAAACCAUUUUCCACCAUAAGGAAAGUGGACAUUGGAUUUUCCAUUGAUAAUAUGCUCUUAUUUUAAUUACAGGUGGCUCUUUUUUAAUUGCAAGUUACAUGGAUUUCAAAAUCAUAUUCAGUCUAUAAAAAUACUACUAUAUUGUAGCUAUGUGCCUGCAUCAUAUUGCAUCACUUUAUUGUUUUUACUCACUAGUUUAGUAGUCAUCUAAUGAUCAACUAUGGACUCUGGGCAGUGUUUACUUUUGUUACUAUUGCUCAAUACAUAUGGUAUAGUAUGUAUGUGCUAUAUGUAUGCAUGUACGAAUGUACAGAUAUAUGGAAAUAAAUAAGUAUGCCCCAUGAAAA
Molecule: messenger RNA, 2229 nt
Organism: Ictalurus punctatus (channel catfish)
Lineage: Eukaryota; Metazoa; Chordata; Actinopteri; Siluriformes; Ictaluridae
Product: deleted in malignant brain tumors 1 protein
Exons: 8
Coding region: 1-1644 (547 amino acids)
Cellular component (GO): membrane
Source: RefSeq, a predicted model, not a curated record